This is a messenger RNA of Hevea brasiliensis (rubber tree), 1568 nucleotides long. RefSeq lists its product as uncharacterized. The record is from RefSeq and is a predicted model, not a curated record. The transcript has 5 exons. The coding region runs from base 376 to 1362 and encodes 328 amino acids. NCBI's taxonomy places the organism in Eukaryota, Viridiplantae, Streptophyta, Magnoliopsida, Malpighiales, Euphorbiaceae.
UAAUCAGUUGGUGGCGGAAACUUCAUUUACUCGCAUAUAUUAUCCAGACAAGACAACCUUUUUUCCUUCAAGUUCAAUCUUUUUCAGACGUCAGCAAUUUGGAUCGGCUGCCCACUGUUCUACGUUUUUGAAUUUGAAUUUGGAAUUGGAUUUGCUUUUUCUUUUUUUAAUUUGCAUUUCCUUUCUUUUCAUUUCCCGGUUCUGGUGGUUUUUGUUGUUGUUUAAUUAACAAGUGUGAAGAUCAAGCCACCUACGAUCGUCGGCGACUUCUUCUCUGACGGCCUGUACGAUUUGCAUUUCCUCCUCUCAAUUUCCAUUACAGAUAGAUUGAUUUUUAUAUAUAGAGAGAGAGAGCCUCAGGGGUUCCUAGUAAAAAUGCCAGAGACCUCUGAGGAGUCUGGCAAAGAAGCUGCAAACUCUGAGCAUCACCGUGUGAAUUUAAGGGACAGUGAAUAUGUUAGGCUUGUUAUUUCCAAUGAGCCAGGAGUAGCUGAACCUGAAGACACCCACAUAUUGCAAACUGAAGCAAAUGCAAGGAUUAAAUCUUUAAUUUGGUGGAUCAAAGCUUUGGCACUAUGCAUUCUCCUGAUUAUACUUCUUCUUAUUUUAUUGAAAUGGGGAGUGCCAUUUCUUUUUGAGAAGGUUCUCUUGCCUAUCAUGCAAUGGGAAGCAACUGCCUUUGGCCGUCCAGUCCUUGCACUUGUGCUAGUUGCUUCUCUGGCCUUGUUCCCUGUGUUUUUAAUUCCUUCAGGACCUUCCAUGUGGUUGGCUGGGAUGAUUUUUGGAUAUGGUAUCGGGUUUGUCAUAAUUAUGGUUGGAACUACUAUUGGAAUGAUCUUACCCUAUUUGAUAGGGCUACUGUUUCGUGACCGCAUCCAUCAAUGGCUAAAAAGAUGGCCCCAGAAAGCUGCUAUGAUCAGGCUUGCUGGGGAAGGGAGUUGGUUCCAUCAAUUUCAAGUAGUUGCACUCUUUAGAGUUUCACCAUUUCCAUACACAAUUUUCAACUAUGCGAUUGUGAUAACAAGUAUGAAAUUUUGGCCAUAUUUAUGUGGUUCAGUUGCUGGAAUGGUGCCAGAAGCUUUUAUCUAUAUCUAUAGUGGUAGGUUAAUAAGGACAUUUGCUGAUGUGCAAUAUGGGAACUAUCACUUGACUACUUUGGAAAUCAUAUAUAAUGUCAUCUCCGGCAUUAUCGCUAUCAUUACCACAGUCGCUUUCACUGUUUACGCAAAAAGAGCUUUGCAAGAGCUUGAAAGGGCAGAGACUACUGAAGAAGUUCCUGCCUACAAUCCAGGCAGUUACGAGAUGGGAAAGCUCCCACUUGAAAGGAGUAAUCAUGUAGGUUUGUCAUCUUUCCCAUCAUAGUCUAGACACUUGGAGGGAGUUGUUAGUACCUGUAAAAAUAUUUGUCAUAUUAGAGGGGUUUUACUGUCCUUGAUUGUUUGUAGCAUACUUUUGUUUUCACCUUUUCAAUUUUACUUUAAACCCUUGAUCUUUGUAAUUACAAAAAUAGAAUACGUAAAAGAAAAUGAUUGAUUAUCUUAUAUAAAUUGUGAGCCUUUUGCUUCUAA